UUGUAAACGCCCCCCGUCAGCUCUUCAGACGUUUAUUUAAAAAUAAAACACAUAUAUAGGGCGAUAGGGCGAUGAGUACUUUAACUGUGGUGUAUUCAUUAGCCUAUUAAUAUUAUUACUUUUAUUUACAGUGUACGAAAACCGGUUGUUCCCCAUACUUGUCCGUUUAAUCCGCCUGUCGUAAAUCGGCUUUUCGGCCGUCUAACGUUAGUUGCCGAAGUGCGACGGCAACCGUUUAAUUACGUUAAAUUCGUGUUUUCCAGCACCGACCGACGAGCUGAAGAUGAACCCGAGCGGAGCGCGUGUGAGUGGGAAGACUUUCCUGUUCACGUCGGAGUCCGUCGGAGAAGGACACUCCGAUAAAAUGUGCGAUCAGAUCAGUGAUGCCGUGCUCGAUGCGUACCUGAGUCAAGACCCCGACUCUAAGGUGGCCUGUGAAUGUGUGGCGAAGACGGGAAUGGUUUUACUGGUUGGAGAAGUGACGUCUAAGGCCAUCGUGGAUCUCCAGUCGGUGGUCCGAGACACCGUCAAGAAGAUCGGCUACGACGACUCUUCAAAAGGUUUCGACUAUAAGACCUGCAACGUGCUGGUGGCGCUGGAGCCGCAGUGUGAGGAGAUAUCGGACUGUGUGUUUGAAGGCAGGGACCAGGAGGACAUCGGGGCCGGAGACCAGGGUUUGAUGUUUGGCUACGCCACCGAUGAGACCGAGGAGAGCAUGCCCCUCACCAUCCUCCUGGCUCACAAGCUCAACUACAGGAUCCGAGAGCUGUCGCUCAGCGGAGAGUGUCCUUGGAUACGACCGGACUCCAAAUCACAAGUCACAGUGGAGUACAGAGACAACUCGGGGGCCAUGGAGCCCCUGCGAGUUCACACCGUGGUCAUCUCGGUGCAGCACAUCCCGGACAUCACCCUGGAGGAGAUCAGACGCAACCUGAUGGAGAAGGUGGUGAAGGUGAUCAUCCCCGCCAGGUACUUGGACGACAAGACCAUCUACCAUCUACUGCCGAGUGGGAAAUUCCUUAAGGGCGGCCCACAGAGCGAUGCAGGACUCACGGGGCGUAAAAUCAUCGUGGACACAUACGGAGGAUGGGGCGGUCACGGAGGAGGGGCUUUCUCCGGAAAAGACUACUCCAAAGUGGACCGGUCCGGAGCGUACGCGGCACGCUGGGUCGCCAAGUCUUUGGUGAAAGCCGGACUGUGCCGGAGAGUCCUCGUUCAGAUCUCCUACGCCAUCGGCGUGAGCCGGCCGCUCUCCAUCUCCGUGUUUCACUACGGCUCAUCGAACCGGGACGAAGACGAGCUGCUGCAAAUAGUGCAGAAGAACUUCGACCUGAGGCCCGGGGUCAUCGUGAAAGAGCUGGGGUUGAAGAGGCCGAUCUACCAGGCCACCGCCUGCUACGGUCACUUUGGCAGAGAGGAGUUCCCCUGGGAAAAACCAAAGACUCUGGUGUUUUGAGUUUUUUCGGGGGGUCGGGUGGGGGGGGGGGUCAAUCACAUCCUCCUAAUAGUCAAAUAUUCAAGGGAAUCUAUUUUCUCCAAAUACUGUGAGCUGAAAACAUAAAUGUAUUCUACUCUUUGACCAUAAACUGUAAAGGCCUUUGUUGAAGAAUUCAUUUUGAUUUUAACAAAAUCAUGAUUUAUGUUGUUUCCCUGUAUUGGUAAAAGAAAUAAUGAUCAUGCAGUGAAUGUGAUUUUCUUUAUUUUGAAUAUCGUGGAUGAAUUGUCAGGUAUUGUCAAAUUUUAUUUUAAAAAAUGCUGCAUUUUUAGUAAUAUUUGGUGAUUAAAACACGACACGAACAUCC
Cyclopterus lumpus (lumpfish) is the source of this 1802-nucleotide messenger RNA. RefSeq names its product methionine adenosyltransferase II, alpha-like (gene mat2al). Gene Ontology annotation, biological process: S-adenosylmethionine biosynthetic process. Lineage: Eukaryota; Metazoa; Chordata; Actinopteri; Perciformes; Cyclopteridae. The transcript has 9 exons. Gene Ontology annotation, molecular function: methionine adenosyltransferase activity; ATP binding. Gene Ontology annotation, cellular component: methionine adenosyltransferase complex; cytosol. The record is from RefSeq and is a predicted model, not a curated record. Bases 284 to 1456 code for a protein of 390 amino acids.